CCACUCUAUCCCGGUAACUUUCAAUGACGUAGUAGCUACCAUAUUUUUGUAUGGGGCUUGCUAGGGGGUCAACUAAAUUGUUAGGGGUUUGGAGGUGGCGAUACAAAAUGUAUUGUGAUAAUUAAAUGGUGCGCAUAAUAAACAAUUAAAACAGUCAAAGGAGUGCUGCCACACGGCAGAUAUGCUUGGGAAUUUCCGGCCGAACAAUGAGAUGUACGAGCUUGCGAUUUUUUGCAAAAUAUUCUAUGCAACUCAUUUUACGUCAACGAUAAUCGAGAUGAAGUGAAGUGCUAUAAUAAGUGUACAGAUUAUAUAGUAAUGUGGUGGUGGAUUGAGGAUUUUCUAGCUGGUUGUGAAAACGAUGACAGAAGCAUCGUCAAAAGAUCGUGGUGAAGGACCACCACCACAACAACAAGGAAUUAUGUCUGAUCCACCUCCGCACCAUUAUAGCCUUCCCCCACCUGAUAUAAUGCCUAAAGGACUUGUAAUUAAUGGGGUAGGAGGAAGGCUGCGUCAAUUGGAGGCAUUAUUUAUUGGGGGUCCUGUGCAAGGAGGUCGCGCAGGCCAUACAUUCUCUAUAGAGACUUUAAUAGAUGUUCUCUUAGUUCUCUAUGAUGAGUGCUGCAACUCAUCUCUUCGUCGAGAAAAGACUGUAUCAGACUUCAUUGAAUUUGUGAAGCCAGUAGCUUCUUGCAUAAAAAGUCUGCAGUUAGCACGUGAAGAUUUUGAAACCUUGAACUUGAUUGGUCGCGGUGCAUUUGGUGAAGUGUGUGUCGUGCGAAUGCGUGGUUCUGAUAAAGUCUUCGCUAUGAAGAUCUUGAACAAAUGGGAAAUGUUAAAGCGUGCUGAAACUGCCUGCUUCCGUGAAGAGCGCGACGUUCUCGUAUAUGGCGACCGCAGAUGGAUUACAAAUCUUCAUUAUGCCUUUCAGGAUGACAAUAAUCUGUACCUGGUCAUGGAUUACUAUUGCGGUGGAGACCUAUUGACGUUACUUAGCAAGUUUGAAGAUCGACUUCCUGAGGAUAUGGCUCGUUUUUACAUAGCAGAAAUGGUGCUAGCGAUCGGAUCCAUACACGAUCUACGUUACGUACAUCGUGACAUUAAGCCGGAUAACGUUCUACUGGAUGCCAAUGGUCACAUCCGUUUAGCCGAUUUUGGCUCAUGCCUUCGACUCUUUGAAGAUGGCACUGUACAAAGUAACGUUGCCGUCGGUACACCAGAUUAUAUUUCCCCCGAGAUUCUCAGAGCAAUGGAAGAUGGACAGGGAAGAUACGGACCUGAAUGCGAUUGGUGGUCCUUAGGCGUUUGCAUGUACGAGAUGCUUUAUGGCGAAACCCCAUUUUAUGCUGAAUCUCUAGUCGAAACAUACGGGAAAAUAAUGAAUCACAAGAAUUGCUUCGAUUUCCCGACAGACGAUAUAUAUGAUGUUUCUGAAGAGGCUAAGGAUUUGAUGCGAAAGUUAAUUUGCAGUUCCGAGUUUAGAUUAGGACAAAAUGGAGUUGAGGAUUUCAAGAAACAUCCAUGGUUCGAAGGUGUGAAUUGGGAUACUUUAAGGGAUAGUACGGUACCUUACAUUCCUGAGGUUUCUUCACCGACAGAUACGUCCAAUUUUGACGUUGAUGACACUGAUGUUCGGAGUUCCGACGCAGUUCCACCAUCUGCUAAUUCUGCAUUCUCUGCUCUUCAUCUACCAUUUGUCGGAUUUAGCUUUACUCAAGGAAGUUGUAUAUCUGACUUGGGUUCGGUGCCAACCUUAACUCAAAAAGAUAAAAAUGUUAAAAUGCUGGAAGAAGAGAAUGCUCAGUUAAUGCAAACUGUGACAGAUUUGAAAAAUCAAAUCGGUGUAGGGCACACUUCUCCCACUAUUUCUCCUGAUUCUAAUAACGCAACGAGAAAGCUGCAAGAUGAAAUAAAUACGUUAACGAAACGAAAUUGCGAACUAGAAUCUCAAUUGAAAUCCAUGGACGUGCCACGCGAAUUGCGCAAUGUGGACAACGGAGACGCAAGUAAAAUACGCGAAUUUGAGAAGCUCAUACGCAUUCUGAGAUCUGAAAAGGAGGAAGCAAUCAAGGAUAAACUGGACGCUCAAGAGAAGUUGAAGCUGCAGGAUAAGGAACUCAAGGAUGCAUUGACUCAACGUAAACUUGCAAUGACAGAAUAUGCAGAAGUUACUGAUAAACUGUCUGAGCUGCGACAGCAAAAGCAAAAAUUAUCCAGGCAGGUUAGGGAUAAGGAGGAAGAGCUGGAAGUAGUAAUGCAAAAAGUUGAUAGUCUGCGACAUGACAUAAGAAAGGCUGAAAAGUUGCGAAGAGAAUUGGAGAACAGAGUUGAGGAGGCGAUAGCGGAAACCAGCAAAGAACGGAAGUUGCGUGAACGUAGUGAGGAAUAUUGUAAACAAAUGCAGGAGGAAACUGAGAAAAUAAGACAGCGCUCUAUGGGUAACGAUGCAAGUACAAAUCAGGCUUUAGCCACCCAGGAAAUCAACAGACUCAAAGCAGAAGUUGAAAAACUCGAAGUGCAGUACAAUGAAAAUUUGAAUCAACAACAGAGCAGGUAUAAUUUGGAGAUACGCAGUCUUCAAGAGCAAUUGCACGAGGGUGAAACUAGGCGCGAGGUACUUGAACGCGAAGUACUGGUGACCAAGGAAAAACUCGAUGCAGCGAGAUUGGAAAAUAUUACAGAUAGUGAAGAAACGAUAAACGAACUGAAUAGACGCCACGAGAGAGAAAAAAUGAUGCUCGUUGAGGAGAAUAAAAAGCUUAUGAUAGAACUUGGCUCUAUGACGGAGAGCAUGAGUAGAAUACAAGGUGAGAGGAGGCAACUGGAAGAUGAAUAUGAGGAUCUCAGAAAUAAGAAAGAAGCCAUUGCACAGUGGGAAGCUCAGAUUACUGAAAUUAUCCAAUGGGUGUCAGACGAAAAGGAUGCCAGAGGAUACUUGCAGGCUUUGGCGACGAAAAUGACGGAGGAACUUGAAUUCCUCAAACAUUCUGGUGGAGUUGGAGGCGUGGGCAGUGGUUCGACGAUGACAGAUAAAAACUGGCGCAAUCGUAGAUCACAAAAAUUGGAUAAAAUGGAACUGCUAAAUCUUCAGAGUUCUCUCCAAAGUGAAAUACAGGCGAAGCAAGCUAUAUCCGAAGAAUUAACGAAGACGCGAUCGGAUUUGAUAGCAGCGCAAAAAGAAUUAAGGGACUUCCGACAAAGGUUAGAUUCAAUGUCUCACGACUUGAAAAAGAAGGAAAUACAGAUAAAAGAGUUGCAGGGGCGUCUAGACACCGGCGACGGCUUUUUGGAACGUCCUACCUCUCAAAUGUCUUACCUGGAACACUUUCUCAAGGAAACAGCCAGUAGUACACGUCACGGAAGUGUUGAUAGCGUUGAAGGUGACAUCGAAGACAACCGUGCACCAAGUAUUGCAAGUAGUAAGAGCAAUUUAUCUGAACUAAGUAUCGAUCCAACAUCGCCUCUAUCUCACGAAUUGCUGAAUAAGUCAGCACCAUCUCACGGGCAGACCAAUUUACAACCAAAGCCAAAAUCGCAUCAGUUCCUAGUACGAACAUUUUCUGCACCCACUAAGUGCAAUCACUGCACUUCUUUAAUGGUUGGUCUAACUAGACAAGGAGUUGUAUGCGAAGUUUGUGGUUUUGCUUGCCACAUGCCCUGCUGUGACAAAGUGCCCUCUAUGUGUCCAGUGCCCCACGAUCAAACCAAACGGCCUUUGGGUAUUGAUCCCACCAGAGGCAUUGGUACUGCUUACGAGGGAUAUGUUAAAGUGCCGAAAAUGGGUGGUGUGAAAAAGGGUUGGGUGAGACAAUUUGUAGUUGUUUGUGAUUUCAAAUUGUUUCUCUACGAUAUCUCGCCCGAUCGUAAUGCUUUACCUUCGGUUUACGUCUCACAAGUUCUCGAUAUGCGGGAUGAGGAAUUCAGUGUUAGCUCGGUACGCGAUUCUGAUGUCAUACACGCGACAAAGAAGGACAUUCCAUGUAUAUUUAGGAUAACGACGUCUCUGCUGGAGCCACCUGGCUUACGAAAUCAUACGUUAAUGCUUGCGGAUACUGAGAGCGAAAAAACUAAGUGGGUAGUAGCCUUGAGUGAGCUUCAUCGGAUUUUAAAGAGAAAUAAUCUUCCAAAUACAACAAUCUUCCGUGCCAAGGAACUGCUGGAUAAUACAGUGGCACUCAUUAAAAACGUGAUGUCAGGAGCAAUCAUAGAUCCUGAUCGUCUAGUCAUUGGUACCGAGGAGGGCCUCUUUUGUUUAGAUUUAGAUCGUAGUGAGAUAGCAAGAGUUGGUGAGGGUAAGAAAAUAUACCUUCUGGAAUACGUAACAGAAGAACAGUUAAUUGUGGUGCUUAGUGGAAAGCAGCGGCACGUAAGAUUGGUUCCUGUGCGAGCGUUGGAUGGAGAUGAAGUGGAAUGGAUUAAGGUAGCAGAAACUAAAGGUUGCAUCACAUUGACCACAGGUGUAGUGUGCCGAAAUCCGCUCACUUACUGUCUCUGUGUUGCUAUAAAAAAACAGAAUGCAUCGCAAGUGAUUGUUUAUGAAAUAACGCGAACGAAAACACGGCACAAACGCGUUCGUGAACGUAUGUUACCUUGUCACGCACAAACACUACAGGUUCUUUCAGAGGGUCGUCUUUGCGUGGGAUAUCCGUCUGGCUUCUCUAUCUACAGUAUUUUGGGAGACCAUCAUCCAAUUUCAUUGGUUCAUCCCGAGAACACCUUACUGGGUUUUUUAACAUAUAGUGCUGUGGAUGCAUUACGUUGUAUCGAAUUGCCACGUGGUGAAUUUUUAUUAGUCUUUCAUACAUUGGCAGUUUAUGUUGACAGUCAGGGACGGAAAAGCAGGGAUCGCGAAAUCAUGUAUCCAGCUGUCCCUACAGCAGUUAGCUAUUGUGAAGGUUACCUGUUGAUUUAUAGCGAGACUCAUAUUGAUGUGUUUGAUUGUACCACUGGAGAUUGGCUACAGACACUCAAUGUUAAAAGAGCUCGGCCAUUGAAUACUUCCGGUUCUCUCAGCACUUGUAUCAUUAAUGAUAUGCCCCAUGUCAUUUUCCUGAGUAAUUUACAUCAACGAGAAUUGUUGAAUUUAACUCCGAUAGACGCUAGUGGAAGACAAAUGACAAGACCACGAAGAAGAUUCUCUUUGCGCGAGGGAAAUAGAGCUGCGCGUCCAACAGAUCGGCGGUCCAAGAUGAUAUCCGCUCCUACUAACUUCAAUCACAUUAGCCAUAUGGGACCUGGCAAUGGAAUACAGAUUCAACGUCUGCUAGAUCUACCAACUACGUUAGAAACGGCCGAUCAGCAACAAUAUUCAGGACAUCAAAGUGGCACGCACGUUCACAGUAGUCAACAGAGAGUAUGCUUAUAUGGUUCAGCAUUGCAAGCACCGAACAAGCCAGCCCCACUGCCACCCAGACAUCCACCGGCUGAUUCACGACGUCUCAGUUCGCAUAUGACACGAAAUUCUGGAUAUUCACCACAUAACGGUUCGACUUCGUCGCGACGAGGUCCGGCACCUCCAAGACCAACUGCGACACCACCAUCACUUCCACGUACACCUGUAGAUCAAGUUGAUUCGGAAUCAUUGCAUUUGCGAUCGCAUACGCCUCUUUCUCUUGGUAGUAUCGCCUCCUUGCACGAUAAGGAACACGCGUCUGGUGGAAGUCCACGACAUUCGAUAGCCUCGAACAAUAGUUCAAACCCAUCGACACCACCAAGUCCUGCCCACGACCAUGGAUCGUCGUCGUACGACUCAUAAAAAUAAAAAUAAACGUUACUUCAACGUUGAUUCAACAGAAGAGGAUACAGCAACCAGCCCACUUACGUUGUAUCCAGGUAUCGAAAUUUAUGCAGUAAACUUCUUUUUAUUUCUUUGUCAAAUAUGUGUCCGUCGUGAUACCAAUUGUCACGAAGCACUGUGUGUUAUACAUGGUCUUGUAGCCAGAAAGUUACCAUAACGAUUUAUAAUACGGUACAGAAGACUGGAUUCGGUGGUUUUUCAUUUCCAAGUAUUUUACUUUAGCAGUAAGUAAAUCGAUUGGCCCUGAAGUAUUUCCUAAGUGUGACUAGGGUUGUAAGUAUUCGUUCUGCAGUAUUCUUAAUGGUUUUGAUUUACGUUACUUCGUAUCGUAAGAAUUGAUGUAUGUUACUCCGUAACAUAAAAAAGAAUUCUUUUUUUUUCGUACUGUUACUUCUUGUCUCCUUUCCGUUCUCUUUCUUUUUAUACUACAGAUCGAACAAGAAUUAAAAUAAGAUACGUUGGUUGUAGAUUUCUUUUUUUUGCAAUAUCGAACAAAUUAUUUAUCGAGGAACAUAAGUCACUUGUAGUAAGAGGCCUCCGAGACCUCGUGAAAUUAUUAAGGUUAUUAUAAAUGAUAAGAGUAAUAUGAUAACUUUUUGGCUUUCAAGUAUGUAUAAUUAAUGAGUUCAACGGAAGGCAUAAUAAUGAAUUAUUGUACAUAACUGACACGUUUGAGAAUUUGCGAAGAAAGUUCCGUUUGCAACGAUUGCAACAGAUCGCUCCGAUGUUCAUGUUUUAUACUUUGACGUAAUACUUUUUCGUUCCUUCUGCGUUAUUGUUUUUAAGAUUAAAAGCAAAACUUUAGCCUUUACUAAAUCUCUUCAUUUCGUUCAAACAAAUCAUUUAGAACGGAAAGCUCUACGGGGAAAUUACUUUCAAUAAAGAUCAGUAUCGAAAAUCUCAGUCAAAUUAUCUAGCAAUAAAUGAAACUACUUAAUCUAUCAUACAUGCUUUCGAGCCUAGAUAUAAAAUAGUUUAAAAGCGAAUUAUACAUUUAACCAUUGUUAGCUAAUAUUAUAAAAUGGAUACCGAUUGAUACAUUACGGCUAAAUAAUCAUAUAUUAUAUAACACUGUGAGGACACCCAUCAUACGUUAUUCAACAUGUGGAUACUAGGCUAUAUCGUAUGGAAAGAAAGAAAUGAAUCCAUCAAGAGUUCUUACCGAUAAUAAAUAAUAUUUAAGCAAUGCCAAUUGCAUUCGCCGGAAAUAGCAUUAUUAGAGAAUUGUCGUUCUACGAGUAUAACAAAACUAAAUGACGAAAACGACAUCGAUAUUGAAGGUUCAUUCUUUUAUUUUAUUUUUUAACAAAAGAAAUCGCAUCGCUUACAUCAGAUUCAAAAUCAAAUACGUUCGCUCACAUCUAUCUCGCUAUCUCAACUCUUGUUACGUGUACAAUCUGGCAUAAAACAAAUAAACCCUUCUCUUGCGCAUUCGAGUAGGGUCAUUAAAAAGCAGUAAUUACUUAUCCGCUGACACAGAGUCCUGCAUAUUUACGAGAUCGGCUUCAACAUCCUAUCACACUUGACCGUACCGCGUCAAAGCUGAUCGCGAUUCUACUCCUCUAAGCCGGUAUUGACUCGUAAAAGGUUCAUUUAUGAAUGGCGUCAAUGUUCAACUUAGCUUCAUAAAUGUAGAUUCGUUUGUAAACAUGGCUCUAAUUAAAGUCACACAGAAAUUAGUCGAUUGCAUCUUCUCACAAGGUUUAUUUUCCGAGUGGCGCACUUUUCUCUUUGUAUUGCAUAUUUCCUCUCAUCGCACUCUCAUUCUCAUUCUUUUUCUUUUGCGCUCACACACACACACACACUCCUUUUCUUAUUUAUUAUCAUUCUGUUUUCGCAUAAUCUCGACAUAAUGGCCAAACAGUGUAUUUACUGUAUAAUGAAACGAAAAUUACGUCAAACUCUAUAUUGUACUUUUUUUUAUUUAUUAUACAAAAGCGGAAAGGUGUGAAGUGAACGGCACUGGAAAAUAUGUCGGCGUGAUUAUUAAUUUUCUCUUGAAAGCCGUCUACUUACUCAAUCACUCUGCUUUUCCUUACGACAUGUGACAUUGAUAUAAUUGAUUUUUUACAAGAUUGUAGAAAUUUUUUUGCGUCUCAAGAUUCUCAGAGCAUUUCUUAUAUAUAUAAAAUAUAUUUACACAUAAACACGAGCGUAAGGAUAAGCAGUAGAUUUUCAACGUUUUCCUUUCGGAGAAGCUUCGUCAUUACGUAUCCUGUUUGAAUCAAUUACUUUGUACUCUUCACACGUCAGAACUAUAUCACUAGGGAGGCAACGAAGUGCGCACGUUUCUCUGAAAUUGCAAUUAUUUAAAAGGGUGAACGUCACGAGAAGGAGUUAUUAAUCCCGUUGAACUUGAACGCGAAUAAAAAAGCAAAAGAUCAUACUGUAUAAGCGGAGUAGAAAAUGAUAUGAAUUACAAAUAAAUUAUAUAUUAAAUUAUAUUAGGUCUUAAGGAGUGCGAAAAAAAAAUUUAAACACAUUUAAGAGAUAGAAAGGUUCGUUUAUAUAUGAGAGAUGAAUUAAUAUUAGGCGUACUGAAAGAUAUAAAUGGUACCGAUUACACCACUACUUAUAACAUUGAUUAUCAUGUUAAGAUUAACAAUUGUUCUAGAAUUAUUAUGGAUCCGAGAGCGAGAAUAAAGAUAGAGAUAACAGUAAAUGAUUUAUGAAGAGAUAAGCUCUUAGAGAAUACUCUAAACAACAUGCGUGUUACAUUGUACUUACCAAUGAAAAUCAUGAUUCAGACUACCUUCCGUCAUUGUUGUUCGAAGGGUUCAAAAAUUAGAGUUGCUAGCAUCUGAUUUUGCGUGCGCCUUUCUUAUUACAUUGUUUUUUUCUGCUUUUUCCUCCGUGUUUUUUUGUUCACGUCAUCUGAACUUGUUCGGUAACAAGUUAUUUCAUCUACUUUGCGGAAAUACGAGAGCAUCAUACAUACCAUUUCCGUUUGAUAUAAAUGCGAUACUCUUGGAAUCAUAAUGUCUGUAUACAUUUGUAAAUAAAAUAUAGUAGAGGUCGAGUUCACAAUUGAUUUGCCUCGAUUCUUUGACACAAGUCGAUAAUGAUUAUAACGGUGAUUAUUAUUCUGACGAUAAUGACGAUGAAGUUUACCUGAUUUGAGAUCCCUUGUUUCUGCUGUCUAGAAUGCAUUGCGUGCGCUAUUUUAUUUGAACAUGUAAGGUAUAAGAGAUAUACCAAGAAUUGUAAUUUGCUAAUUAUUGUAAAAACAAUGAUGCAUAUUAUCAUUUUAAGGUUUAACGUGGUAUAUAAGAUGAAGCUUGUCACCGAGCAAAUCUUUGCAUUAUAACAUAACGAUUAUUUAUCAUUCAAGAUAUAUAGACUUUAUUUAACUUCUUUGUUCUCCUUUUUUUAUUUCUUAACUUGGUUUACCUAUUUUCUACAUGAGUGCGAGCUAAUUCAUUCCCUUGCCCCUUCUCCGACGUAAUGAUACUGUAUGUUAAAUCUUUCACGUUUUGAUUUUGUCCGAGUAUAUAACAUUAUAAUCUUAUUUUAUUAUUCAGCACCUUCAAAGCGUUGGUUUAGCCUCUAGUUAAUGUAAUCUUAUUUAUAACAUUGUGCAUUGUUUAAAGUAUUUAUUAAAACAGAUUAUAAAUAAUUAA
Cephus cinctus (wheat stem sawfly) is the source of this 9417-nucleotide messenger RNA. RefSeq names its product serine/threonine-protein kinase Genghis Khan (gene gek). Gene Ontology annotation, molecular function: protein serine/threonine kinase activity; ATP binding. The transcript is spliced from 26 exons. Gene Ontology annotation, cellular component: cytoplasm; cytoskeleton. Lineage: Eukaryota; Metazoa; Arthropoda; Insecta; Hymenoptera; Cephidae. The record is from RefSeq and is a predicted model, not a curated record. Gene Ontology annotation, biological process: peptidyl-threonine phosphorylation; actomyosin structure organization. The coding region runs from base 362 to 5755 and encodes 1797 amino acids.